This is a messenger RNA of Xiphias gladius (swordfish), 1237 nucleotides long. Its product is annotated as cytochrome c oxidase subunit 7A2, mitochondrial. NCBI's taxonomy places the organism in Eukaryota, Metazoa, Chordata, Actinopteri, Istiophoriformes, Xiphiidae. Bases 117 to 368 code for a protein of 83 amino acids. The record is from RefSeq and is a predicted model, not a curated record. Gene Ontology annotation, biological process: regulation of oxidative phosphorylation; mitochondrial electron transport, cytochrome c to oxygen; mitochondrial respirasome assembly. The transcript is spliced from 4 exons.
GCGGCAGAGCGCGGAGUCUGCCGUUGCUCUCCGCCAAGGCGAAGAGGAAGACCCAGUGGAAGCCGCUAACAACGGAAGUGGGACUUUCCGGUGCCCUUGUGCGACAGACUGUCAAGAUGUACAGACACGUAAUUGCUUUCCAGCAGGUGGCCCGACGGACUAUCUCCAGCUCUGCCCGCCGGGAGAUGAAGAACAAGGUCCCAGAGAAACAGAAACUGUUUCAGGAGGAUAAUGGGCUGCCGGUACAUUUGAAAGGAGGGGCCGCUGACGCUCUGCUGUACAGAGCAACGAUGACACUCACUGUCUUCGGAACUGGAUAUGUCGUGUAUGAACUGUGGAAGGCAGCGUUCCCUCAGAAGAAGAAUUAACUCCACUGCCUCAGCUGUUUAUUUCCAUUUUAAAAGCCGGCCAGCCGCUCUAUAUUGUUUCAAAGAGAUAAUACUCCAUCUGUGUCGGUGUGUUUCCCGUCGUGAUAGGAUAUUGUUUCAUGUUCAUGGGAUCAAUAUUUAUUUCUUUUACUCUCUCUAUGAUGACCUGAGGAUCAAUUAAAAAAAACAACAACCAAAAAAAAACUGUCUCAUGACCAAACCUGUGUACGUUUGUCUUUCUGAGCCGUUAACACAUUUUCUCAUCCGUGUUUCAAAUACAGAUGAAAACACGGUCAGAUGCGACGUUAAGAGGAGGCAGGUGAAACUGCAGGAUGUCCGUCAGGGGUCCGACCAUGAUUUUAAGAAACAAACGUCCUGGUGUGUGCCCAGUGACUUAGAACUGACCUGUUCAGUGGGUCAGUUUCUUCACUAGAAAGUGGUGCCACGGAAAACUUUUACAGCAAAUACGAAUAGUACAAAAAUCUCAAUACGAAUCAACGCUGAACAGCGAUUUAUUGUUCAGACUCUGAGUGAUUUGGGAAAAGUUUGCAAAUAAGAUUCAGCGUCACGUCCCGCAAAGUUUUCAGACGACCUCGACACAGCUAAAGGGUUGAUUCACCCAAAUUACCAAAAACAUUUCCUCUCCUGCCUCUCGUUGUAUCCUACCGUGCAGAUAAGUCUCGGUUUUAUACGGCCAGGUUUUGAGGUCCCUGUCUCAGAUUUCUGAAGGAUAGUCGGGAUCUCUGGUACAAUUUGGAAAGAGGGGUCUGUAGUCAAAACUCCAGCAACGCUUGAAAUAUGAAGAAACCACCAUUAUGUCGUACUGGAAGUGUUGCUGGAGAUAGUUUGGCUUGUGCUGCUUAUGGCCU